AACAUUGUUUCAAAUAUGGCGGCACACUAAUUGACAUUUGGGUUUGACAGACGAAAAGUAUAUUGAUGAUGUCUACAUAUAAAGUUAAUGAGUUAUCCAUUGAGUUAUUUCGCACAGAUCAGUAUUACAUUUUUAUGAAAGGGGAAUAUGGCUUAUGGUGGAACCGUCACACUGGCAUUUUUCAGGCAAAGUCAGGCUGGGAUCUCUCAACAGCAGAUGACCCUGAUUGCCUUGGAGUCUUCUAUGGAAUCAUUGGAAAAAUUGAACUACAUUCUGUUGUUGAAAGCCGUCUGAUUCUUGUAAAAGAUUAUGCGAUAGUGGGUGACCUUCCAGGUGGUAAAACAGUUUACAAAAUAAAAUCCAUAGUUUUCCUGCAGCUUGGUACUUCCAGUGAAAAUGCUGACUUAGGUCUUCAUCCCUGCAAAAAACAUCAGAAUGGAAUGUCUGUCAAAAAGACUGGAGGUGCUGUGGGAAUAUUUGAAAUGCAUCAAAAGGCAGCAUUAGCAAAAACAUGGGGCACAAUGAAGUCUGCAGCAAACACCAUAAAGACAACAACACAACAGGCAGCUGCUCUUGCAACAUCCCAGGUAAAAGCUGGAAAGCGGCGAGACAGUAAAGAUAAAGAAAAAUUUGAACGACGAAUUUUGGAUGAGUUGCAGAGAGUUUUUACUGACACAGAUUCAUUCUAUUUCUCUUUAUCAACUGAUCUGACAAAUUCCUUGCAGCGACAAGCAAAUCUUAAUGUCAGUAAUGAGAAGAAUACAUUAUCAUUCUGGAAGACAGUGGAUGAUCGAUUUUUCUGGAAUAAACACAUGCUAAGUGAUAUCUUGGCAUUGGGGACACCAUUAGCUGAUCUUUGGGUUAUUCCAGUAAUACAGGGUUUCAUACAGAUUGAACACUGCAGUGUGGAACUUGGCAGUGAUAGUGGAACUUCUGUUGGAAGUGAAAGGCGAUGUGAGACAUUCACAUUAUGCCUAAUAUCUCGCCGAAGUCGCUUCAGAGCUGGUACCCGUUACAAACGUCGUGGUGUAGAUGAGAAUGGAAAAUGUGCAAAUUAUGUGGAAACAGAGCAAAUUAUUUCUUAUCACCAUCAUCAAGUGUCAUUUGUUCAAGUAAGAGGCUCAGUACCCGUGUUUUGGUCACAGCCGGGAUACAAGUAUAGACCUCCUCCACAGCUUGACAAAGGUGAGGCCGAAACUCAAAGUGCUUUUGAAAAGCAUUUUUCUGAAGAGGUUUCUGUUUAUGGACCAGUAUGCAUAAUUAAUCUUGUUGAGCAAUAUGGGAAGGAGAAGAUCAUAUGGGAUGCAUACACUAAUCACAUAUUAUUGUUAAAUAAUCCGCAACUCACAUAUGUUACAUUUGACUUUCAUGAAUACUGCCGUGGAAUGCGUUUUGAAAAUGUUUCCAUUCUGAUUGAAAAUAUUGUUGAUGUUAUAAAAGAUAUGAGCUACUGCUGGAGAGAUCGAGAGGGAUUGAUAUGCAGUCAGAAAGGUGUGUUCAGGGUUAACUGCAUUGAUUGCCUUGAUAGGACAAAUGUUGUGCAGACUGCCAUUGCAAAAGCUGUUAUGGAAAUUCAGUUUACCAAAUUAGGCUUGAUUGCUCCAGAGGGAAGAAUACCAUCUAAUAUACGAAAUACAUUUCAGCUUUUAUGGGCUAAUAAUGGUGAUAUCAUCAGUAAACAGUAUGCAGGGACCAAUGCACUAAAGGGGGACUACACAAGGACUGGAGAAAGGAAAUUCACCGGAAUGAUGAAAGAUGGCAUGAACUCGGCUAACAGGUAUUACCUCAGUCGUUUCAAAGAUGCCUACAGGCAGGCUACCAUAGAUAUGAUGUUGGGUAACAUUGUGUCAGAUGAUGUAUUCUCUCAAGAGAAGGCCGUUGAUGAAGAAGAUGUAGCCUUAACAGCUGAGCAUGUGAAAUUGCUCAUUGAAGAUUGUAAAAAAAUGUUAAUAAGUGAUUCUGAGAUCAUUCUUGGGGCAUGGGGCCUUAUAGAUGCAGACCCAGUGUCAGGAGAUCCUACAGAAACUGAAAUGGAUUCUAUCUUGAUCCUUACGCGGGACUCUUAUUAUGUUGCUGAUUAUGAUGACCAGUUAGACAGAGUAAUGAAGUACCAAAGGGUGCUGUUAGAGGACAUUCACAUGGUAGAAUGUGGACCUGUGGAACAGCAGUCCGUACCUCUAUUCAAGCACACUGCCCGUACCAGUCAUUAUUGUCUGCGUAUUCACUACGUGGUUGCAAAUAGUCCGGGGUACUUCCAUAUGUUUCGUUCAACUAAUCUGCGAUUUUUUAACAACAUGGCUGUUGGAAUUCGUACUGACGAAGAAAUGAUAGAAUCUUUAAAAGCUAUAUGUGAAGCUUUUAUGGUCGCUGUUGAAGUUGCAAACUUACCACCCAUACCAUACAUACAAGGAAAACUUGAACGCAAAAAAAGCAAAGUUUUGUCAACAAAUUCAAGAGGGCACACACCGGGAAUUUAUUUAGAUGUCUGCCAAAUACCUCAUAUGACUCGGAAUGUAUCUGAAACCCAAUUACUGGCUCUUAAGAAUGUUGGUACCAGGGCACUGACCAAUAUGACUAUGCAAUUUAAUAAGUUAAAUAAAAUUGGCCAUAGUUUCAACACGAAGAAAGCAAAAUCAAUUGUCUCAGAUGAAACACAACUGAAGGAAAUGUCUGGUGUACAAGGCAGAGGGGAAAUGCAUGUGUCAUACAGUAAGGUUUCCAGUGAUGAAGAAGGUGAUGAUGGUAUUACAUAUGCUCCAGGUCACCAGGAACCUGUUAUGCCUAUAAAUCACUCACCUAUUUCAUUCUCAAAAAUCAAGGUAAAACCUGUGGACUCCUAUCUUCCAAGUGUGGGUAUUAUAAUGUCAACAAGAGUAAGUGAAAACAUGUGUACAAGAAAUACAGAAAGAAUUGCCAUUCUUAAUCAGACUGAUGAACUCUUUCCUUUGGCUGCACCACAUAUUGACAGUGUGUCUUUAUCCCAGGUAGUUCAGAACGUAUCCAUUCGUAGACAUAUUCUGACACAUUCUCGUACAGAUUUAAGUUUAGAUGUGUCAAGUCUACAUUCGGCUAAUGUGACAUCAAAAAAUUCUUCUCUCACCCCAAGUCCUCUCAGACAAGGUUCAACAACACCCGAGAUAACUAUAGAGAAUACAGCAGUUUCAAGUACAACCCUUAAUCGGCAAGAACCUCAAAAAUUUGAUGGUUUAGAAUUUACAUGUCCGGAGAAAUCAGGAGAAAAUGCAAAUGAAAUGCAAAAAGGAGAAAGAAAAUUGUCAACUGGAGCAAAAUUAACUCCUCCAAAUACUCUUCCACUGACACGAAAGUUAUCACAUUCUUCAGGUGAAGUUGAUGGGGGGCAGAUUACCAAAACCAACGAAUUUACUAAGCAGAAAAAUGAGAAUAUCAACCAAAGAUCUUCAAAUAUUAAAUUUGGAGACAGUGAUAGACAUUUGAUAGGGAGUUUGAGAUGUUCUUCAGAAAGGGAGCUUUGCUUCAAUAUUACGUCUUCACAGAGUGAAAAUGCAUUGCGUUCCAUAAGAAGUGGUUUCACGAAUGCAAUUACCAGUCCAGUGGCAGUAACAAAAGAUCUUGUCCUCUCACCAUUUUCAAAAAUUGCCAAAGGUAUGCAAAAUCUUGGAGCUAAUUUGGAUCCACGCAAGCUAAAAGGACCUGUUACAGGUGUUUCAGGCAUGGGACGACACACUGUGAUGGAACAACAUUGCGAGGAAAUACAAAGGCUACAAGAAAAAUGGAAAAGUUGUAGAACCCGUCUCAUUGCAUUGUAAAUUACUGCACAGAGAUUUAUCAUGUAUGAACAUUGUCUUAUGUGUAAUAUCUGCAUUACUUUGACACUGGAUGCUGGCCGUUCAAGUGCGCACUGUAAAUGUCAGUGAAAACUUUGCUUCCUGUUUUUUUGUUAGUUUUAUUUUACUUUACAAAGGCAGGACAAAAUGUGAUAAGAUAAUGUACACAAAUGUUGUCUUUAUCAUUUUUUAUUAGGUUUGUGUGGUUCACUUCUCUAAUAAUUAAAUUUUUAGCAUUCAUAGUGAACUGUCUUGCAACUGUAAAAUAGUUUUGCUCUUACUGUGAUGUUUACAUAUAUUUUACUUUUCUAUUUUAUAAUUAUUUAUUGCUAUUUAUUGUCAUUGUUAGCAUGGGACACCAAAUCACAUUUUCUGUAUGUAAAGAAUCACAAGAGAAUACUUAAAUUUGUGAUAAGUGUUUGUCAGCCUUUCAACAAUAUGCAUGAAUAAAUCCUCAAUUCCAAAAACACUACCCUACCAUCCCUACAGAACAUAACAUCACAUUUAAUGGAAACCACAUAUAGAUAAUACUGAACAAAUUUGUUGCAGAUCUUUCAAAGACUAAAUCCCAGAAAACAUAUUCACUUCAAAAGUCUAUGGAGUUAUUACACAGCACAAGUUCUUAAAUGCAAUGCAUAUUUACUGUAUGUUUAUUUAUACAAAGUAAGAAAAAGCUGUUGUACAGUUGCAAAUGAAAUAUAUGUUUGUCUUUCAUUUUUAAUUAUGUGUUCAUAGUGUGUUUUCAAGGCAGUGUUUUAUGUCAUUUUUUUAUGUCGUUCAUCUACAGUCAUAGACUUGAAAUAUUAGUGUUUUUGCAGAAUUUUUGUUGACAUAAGCUGGAAUGACCCUUCAUGUAAUGUCUUUUAAGUCAGUUGCUUUAUACAUGCACUGCAUCACUAAAGAUUGCUCUCUAUUGUUGUCAUAAGCUUCAUUGUAAUUCAUUAUUGUUAGAACUUAUCAUUAUUAUAAUAAAAACUAAGAUU
Messenger RNA from Schistocerca serialis cubense, 4789 nucleotides. It is a transcript of the gene sp3, whose product is annotated as phosphatidylinositide phosphatase SAC2. The transcript has 16 exons. Gene Ontology annotation, cellular component: early endosome; clathrin-coated endocytic vesicle. The record is from RefSeq and is a predicted model, not a curated record. Bases 66 to 3788 code for a protein of 1240 amino acids. Lineage: Eukaryota; Metazoa; Arthropoda; Insecta; Orthoptera; Acrididae. Gene Ontology annotation, molecular function: phosphatidylinositol-4-phosphate phosphatase activity. Gene Ontology annotation, biological process: phosphatidylinositol dephosphorylation; regulation of endocytic recycling.